CGAAGCAGAAGAGCGGGAAAGGGAACCAACUGCCGCGGCGGAGCGGAAAACACCCAAAACGCCCCCGAAAUGGCGGAGCAGCCUCGCGCCGCCGACGCUGCCGCCGCCGGUGGCUGCAGCGGCUGCCCGACGAACUGGAGGAAGGAGGCAGACGAGCGGCUGCGGCGCCUUCACUCGCUCCUUUUCGGCGCCGACGCCGCGCUCGAGCGCGGGGACGCCGCGGCGGCGCAGGCGCUCGCGCUCCGCCUCCUCGGCUUCCUCGACUCCCAGACGCUUGCCGCCGACGCGGGCCCCGACGCCGCCUUCGUCGCACCCAUCCGCGCAGCCGCAUCCACCCGCCUCGCCGCCGCCUCCCGCGCCCGCGCUCCUGACUCCGACCGUGCAGCUUUUGAGCUUGCAAAAAAGGAUGUUGGUUGUGUUUUUGCGAAGCAGGGGGACAUUAGUGUUGAAAAGAUCAAGUGUUCGAAGUAUUUCCAAGCUCUUCGGAACUCCAAAGAAAAUGCUGCUGAUCAGCUGAGUGCAACAUGCCAAGAGUUUGCCGGUCAAGGGGGUCCACACAUUGAUGAAAGCCCAGCUAACAUAGAAAAUGAGAAGCUAAGCAUCAGGGCUUCAAAAUUAAUGAUGCAAACAAAAUUGACAUCAUUAUAUAGCAGUAAGUCCUUCAAGGCAAAUGGUGUGCCAGACAGGAAUAUGUUCAAAUCAGAAGGGGGCAUAUCUGAUAUUGAAACUAGAACAAGUCAAAAUGAUGGCAAGCAUUCUGCUUACCUGGCGGUUGAAGAGGAUGAGAAACCUCGUGGGCAAUUCCAGAAUGCAAAGCGAAAGCAUACAGGGUUCAGAAGUCCAAUCUGUGAAGUUACAAAUUCUCCAUUAAGUAAUGAUGAAGCUGAUGCUGCUGCCAAUGAGUUUAUGACUGCCAGGACAAUGAUGGGGAAGUUUGUUAUGCAAAAGCAUGGGCAUAAUGGUCCACAAGGUGCUUCUGUAUCACCACAAUGUGAUAACAACCAUAGUACACGGAACUAUAGCGUGAGGCCAAGCUGGAAUUCUCGUCGCGGGCCACGCGGUAGUUUUGUACCCCCUAUCAGAAAUAAUGGAGGAUCAGGUACCACCACCUCACGGGUUACUGGAAAAAGUGAUGAUUCCAUGGAAGAUUCAACAAGGAAAUGUAUAGAAAUGCUUUGUGGCCCUGAUGGUGAGCUUCCUGAGAAGCUGAGGAAUCUGGAACCUCGCCUUAUUGAACAUGUCAGUAACGAAAUAAUGGAUAGGGAUCCUAAUGUUCGCUGGGAUGACAUAGCUGGUUUGGAACAUGCAAAGAAGUGCGUGACAGAGAUGGUGAUAUGGCCGCUACUACGUCCUGACAUAUUUCGUGGUUGUCGGUCUCCUGGAAGGGGUCUACUAUUGUUUGGACCUCCUGGGACAGGCAAAACCAUGAUUGGAAAAGCAAUAGCCGGUGAGGCCAAGGCAACAUUUUUCUACAUAUCUGCUAGUUCACUGACAAGCAAAUGGAUUGGUGAGGGUGAAAAGCUAGUUCGGGCACUUUUUGGUGUGGCCAGUUGUCGUCAACCUGCUGUCAUAUUCGUGGACGAGAUAGACUCACUACUAUCUCAGCGCAAAUCAGAUGGUGAACAUGAAUCAAGCAGGAGGUUGAAAACACAGUUUCUAAUUGAGAUGGAAGGUUUCGACAGUGGAAAUGAGCAAAUCUUACUUAUAGGAGCAACAAACAGGCCUCAAGAACUAGAUGAAGCAGCGCGUAGGCGACUCACAAAACGUCUAUACAUCCCCCUUCCUUCAUCAGAAGCACGGGCUUGGAUAAUUCGCAAUCUAUUGGAGAAGGAUGGACUUUUCAUGCUCUCGGAAGAAGAAACAAGUGCCAUCUGCAAAUUAACAGAAGGUUACUCAGGAUCUGACAUGAAAAAUCUAGUGAAAGAUGCCUCAAUGGGACCACUAAGAGAGGCUCUUCAAAGGGGUGUUGAAAUCACAAAGCUUGACAAGGAGGAUAUGCGACCGGUGAUGCUGAAGGAUUUUGAGAAUGCACUGCAGGAGGUCAGACCUUCUGUUUCCUCUAGUGAGCUGGGGACUUAUGAAGAAUGGAACAGACAAUUCGGCAGCCUAUCAAUCUAGUUGGUAGGGAGACAUCGACAAGUAAAAUUAAGUCAUCACGACAGAGAGUUAGUGUUUUUUGCUCAGAAUAUGACGUCCACAGUACUCCUCUCCUCAAAACGAAGAACUGAGAUGGGAAAACUUAGUGGUAGGUGCUCUGCAACUAGUUAUCAGAUCGAAAUAAUAUAUAUAUGAGAGCUUACGCCUAUCCUAAAGCACAUGUGGUUUGCUAGCGGGUUGGUAAGAGCAAGCUCAACUUAGAAUAUCUGCAGUUUUAUUUCUAGAAGAAUAGUAGUGGUAUCGUAUUAUUCGUGGAAAAGAAAAUUAUUUGUUGUUCAAUCACUCUUUUCUUUUCUUUUUAUGUAACUUUUAGCUGGAAGCCUAGUAGACUCGAUCUGUAGAAUACCAAAUCUUAUCGCAACCCCUUUGUGGGGUUCAGGGAGCCUCACUUACCUUUCGGAGUAACGAGAUGGUCUCCUGGAUUCCUACCAUAGCUAAUUGACAUCCAAAUAUGUCGCCGAUCGUAGAUUUUCUUUUUGUCAAUUUGCUAACUUUGGUUGGAUCUGACGGAUGACUUGGGAGCGUGGAAGUGCGACUGGUUGUAAUACUAAAAGAGGCAGCAUGAUGCUCUCCUGUACAAUAAAGACCAUGUCAGUCACAUUUUC
This is a messenger RNA of Phragmites australis (common reed), 2762 nucleotides long. Its product is annotated as ATPase family AAA domain-containing protein FIGL1. NCBI's taxonomy places the organism in Eukaryota, Viridiplantae, Streptophyta, Magnoliopsida, Poales, Poaceae. The transcript is spliced from 13 exons. The record is from RefSeq and is a predicted model, not a curated record. Bases 70 to 2118 code for a protein of 682 amino acids. Gene Ontology annotation, molecular function: ATP binding; ATP hydrolysis activity.